AUGCUUGACACGCCCUCCACUCCACCCAAGUCUAUCAAAGAAGAGGCUUCUUCGCCUGUUGUGUCUCCAGACACAACCAUGACUGAGCCGGUUCGUAAUUGCGCCGAGCUUGACGAUAUUGCAGAGGAGACUCUGGAAGAUGACGAAGACGUGCCCGACAUCCAUCGUGAGUUCAUUUGCAUGAACGACGAACACACACGUUGCCAGACGGGCCAGUACACCAAAGACCUGUCGCGCAAGGUCAUUUCCGAUCACUUUGGCCGCAACAAAGCCUGCACGCGCGACAUUACCGACUGGCCUCUGUUCUGCCGCAAGCACUACCAGCGCGCAACCUACAACAAAGCAAAGUGGCAGAUCCGCAAGGUCCAGCUCAUCUUCCGCCAACUCGACGUCAUCGAGAAGCAGUUCCCAGGCACCACGUACGACAUUGCGUUGAAGAAGUCGGAGGAAGCGCGCCUGAACCAGUACUCGCGCCACAUCACUUCGGGACUGUCUGGCGAGGCUGCCGAGCAGCGCGUUGCGCCUAUCCCUGGCAAGAACUUUGAAGCACCCAUCGAUGUACUGCGCGAGCUGGACCAGUGGCUUGGCCGCGGCAAGAGCUACGACGAGGUCAAGAAGAUUGUCGAUGUCAUUCUCCAGAUGCUUGAGGCGCACGAGUGCGAACAGGUCCCUUCGAUUGAGUUUCUGCCUCGCCUCCCUGCCAGGUUUGCCUCGUCUACAAAGACGCCAGCCAAGUCUCGCGCUGCAAAGUCGCCAAAGUCUCUUAAGACUCCUUCGCAUGUUUCCGACAAGGGCUCCGUGAAGAAGACAAAUCGCAACGCUUAG
Messenger RNA from Exserohilum turcica Et28A, 825 nucleotides. RefSeq lists its product as uncharacterized. The record is from RefSeq and is a predicted model, not a curated record. Lineage: Eukaryota; Fungi; Ascomycota; Dothideomycetes; Pleosporales; Pleosporaceae. The transcript has 2 exons. Bases 1 to 825 code for a protein of 274 amino acids.